Messenger RNA from Linum tenue, 285 nucleotides. Lineage: Eukaryota; Viridiplantae; Streptophyta; Magnoliopsida; Malpighiales; Linaceae. The record is from the annotation of a GenBank genome assembly.
AUGAGGGAGAAAGGGUGGUACUUCUUCUGCCAGAGGGACAAGAAGUACCCUACGGGGAUGAGGACGAAUCGCGCCACCGAGGCUAGCCACUGGAAGGCCACCGGAAAAGACAAGGAGAUCUUCCGGGGAAGAGGUUGCCUCGUCGGGAUGAAGAAGACGUUGGUGUUCUAUCGCGACAGAGCUCCCAAAGGAGAGAAUUUACUACUACUCCUUCCCCAAAGCUUCAAAGAGGUGCGAGUUGACACGAAAGCUGAGUCGGUCAGAUCCAUAAGUUUGCAGCAAUAA